Messenger RNA from Moneuplotes crassus, 1777 nucleotides. NCBI's taxonomy places the organism in Eukaryota, Ciliophora, Spirotrichea, Euplotida, Euplotidae. The record is from the annotation of a GenBank genome assembly.
AAUAAAAUUAUCAAAAUGUCCAUCUCGUGAAGAGAACUUGAAGAUGACAUUAUCAUCGCACAUAGUGAAAUCAGGGAGAACCCUGAGAUCCUGAUCAAUGAGCUUGAGAACUUAGUUGAUGAUACAAAGACUUAUUAUACUCCCUCCACUCAUGCAGCCUCUCUCGUCGGUGCUAGUGACUUGAAAGAUAUAGCUCAAGAGAUAAUCAAUAGAAUCAAACACAUGCCUGCAUCAAACCCUCUGAUCCAUUCAAGAGAGCUAGAGCUUGCAGCAAGAGACCAUGCUACUUCAUACAAGCCAGAUUACGACCUUGCAAGCAGAGUUGAGAGCUACACCAACUGGGAUGGAGAAAUAAAUGAGAUCGUACACUACUCUAAAGCCACUGCUAAAGGGAUCGACGUGCUCAUGAACAUGGCCAUAUCUGACUAUAUCGGGGAUACCAAGAACAUCGAGACAAUGUUUGGACCUAACUACAGAUUCUUUGGUGUCAGAGUAAAUGCUCAUGACCUUUAUGAUUACUGUGUUGUCAUCAUCUAUGCUGAAGAGAUUUAUUCCACUGUCAAGACAGCCUUAUUCACCUCCUCAAAUAUUGACAAUGAGAUAAGAGAGGAAAGAGAGACAUUAGCAAGGAAUAUUGCUCAAAAGAGUGCCUACAGGUAUCAAUCUCGAUUCGCUAGGGAGAACCCUAAUGUCCAGAAGCAUGAUCAUCUUGAUAAAUCUAGGAAAUCAUUGAGAAAGGUUCGCCUCAACCAAAAUGAUGAUGGUGGGAGGACACUCACAGUUUUCAGAAGGGAUUCUUUAGAAAGAAACACUGAAUAUGUCCCACAUGAUGACACUGAUUACCUGUAUUCUGACAGAAGAAAUGAGCGCUUCUCCAGAGCUUCCUACUUUGGAAAGGAAAAGCCCAAUAAAUUAUCCCUUGGACGUGGAGAAAAGAUUUAUCGCCGGACCAUUACUGAUUAUGACAAUGAGAUCUACAGCAAAAAUAUUGGCCCAAGUCAUGAAAGAGUUACAGUCCAUGCACCUGGAGAAGCUGAUCCUUACUCCCAGAGGUACACUGUUGAAAGUCAUAGAGAUAUUGAUGAUGGCCUCUACUAUGCAGACCCAUACAAAGUCAAACGGUUAGAAGAAACUAUUGUGUCAAACUACCCUACAGUUUCCCCAGAACUCAAAUAUGGAAAGAGCAGUCGUAAAUCCAGAACAAGGGAGUCUACUUAUGAAAAGGAUAUGAACUCUGAUAAUGUGACUACUUUUAGGACUACUGCUCAUACUCCUCGCAAGAAGCAUAACAGGCGUAUCUAUGCAGACACUGUAGAUGAUUCAGAAGCUUCAGGGUACUACUCAAGCCAAAAUUCAAAAACAAUCUCAAACAUUCCUAAAGAUGACGGAAUCGAAGUGGUUUAUACCGAAGAGCCUAUUUAUGAUAGAGAGAUAACUUUUAGAACACCACAGUACCCUACUAAUUAUGCAAGGAAAUCUGUUGUCAAUGAUAUGGCUGCUGUUGUAGAAGAGCCAACUGUGAGAAGGCACACCACAUAUACUGAACACCAACCUAGAGUUGUUUCAAAUUACCAAAUGGUAGAGCGGGAAGCAACAAGAGCAUCCUCUCCCAAUAGACCUUCCCUUACUCCCAUCAUCGGGGGAGGGGUUACUAGCAUAAAGCCCUCAUACCAUGACCAAAGAGCCACGAACGACAGGUUCAACGAUGAUGUGUACAAACUUCAUGAACUUGACCUGAGUGACAGCUACUAAAAUAUUUCAAUAAUUCCAAAGGGAA